Messenger RNA from Pelobates fuscus (common spadefoot toad), 1652 nucleotides. Its product is annotated as cyclin-dependent kinase inhibitor 1B-like. The transcript has 3 exons. The coding region runs from base 110 to 757 and encodes 215 amino acids. Gene Ontology annotation, cellular component: nucleus. The record is from RefSeq and is a predicted model, not a curated record. Lineage: Eukaryota; Metazoa; Chordata; Amphibia; Anura; Pelobatidae. Gene Ontology annotation, biological process: negative regulation of cyclin-dependent protein serine/threonine kinase activity; negative regulation of mitotic cell cycle. Gene Ontology annotation, molecular function: cyclin-dependent protein serine/threonine kinase inhibitor activity.
UUCUGCUCCCUUUCUAUAUAAGCUUCCCAAACCCUGCCCAGACUUAUCCAGAGACAACUCAGCCCCAAGCCCCAAUAACAACAACAGUACAGCCACAGAGGCAAAGGCAAUGGCCACAUUUAACUUAGCCCAGCCGGAGGACAUGGGGCCAGCGCUGCCCAGAGGAGCCCUGUUUGGAGUUGGCAGUACCAGGGGGACAUGCAGGAGCUUGUUUGGACCCAUAGACCACGACGAGCUGAGAUCUGAACUGCAGAGGCAGCUCAAGGAGAUCCAAACAUCAGAUUGUCAGCGUUGGAACUUUGAUUUUGAAGCUGGCACACCAUUGAAGGGUGCCUUCUGCUGGGAGCCCCUGGAAAGCAAAUCAAUGCCCAUCGUCUACAGGGAAAGCAGACUGUCCCCUGUCAGCACAGCACAGGUGCCCAGGCAAACCCAGCAGCCCACUGUAAACAGCAGAAUUCCUGUGCCAACAGAGGGCAAGGAGGAGGCACCAGUGGAAGCAGCUCUGCUCACUCUUGGGGGCACAGAUUGCGCAAAGGAGAACGCAGAGCUGGCAAUCAGGAGGUGUCAGGGAGUUAAAGUACCGACCAAAUCCUCUACUCACAUCACUUCCCAGCUUAGGAAGAGGGAGGUCAGCACUACCAUAACAGAUUAUUUCCCCAAAAGGAAAAGAGUAACAUCAGUUGCAAAGAGUGACAGUCUGAAGGGUACCCACCCAUUUUGCACUUUGGAGCAGACCCCCAGAAAAAAAAUCCGAUGAAUCUUUGAUCUGGAUUUUUUUUUGACUGAUCAGGGGAAUAUAUAAAGCAGCCAGAAGACAAGCGUCGAUCUCCGUUGCCCACCUCCCGAAGGAGUGAAGGAAAAGAGACUUUUUUUUUUCGUAUUUUUUUCGUAUUUUUUUUUUUCAUUAUGUGCUUGGAGCUAGUCGACAACGUUCUGAAGGAGAGAAUGAGGGCUCCUGUUACGGUUGUGGAGGUUGAUGCAGCGUCUGGGAUGAGGACUUUCUAAAUAUUACGCAUGGGUUAAUAAAACAAAAAAACUGACGCCACAAACUUUUGAUCCAUAUAUUGGAUAUCUGUAGCAUUUUUAAAUUUUUUCUUUUUUUUUACAUUUAAUACUUUUUUGAGGGGAAGCGGAAUUUUUUUUUUUUUUUUUCUUUAAGGGUUGAGCUAGCAGAGCAAUCCACCAUUUUUUUUCCUGUUUUUGUGCUGUGAAUGUUAACUUAAAUAUCUUAAAUUUUGCAACUUAAUAAGAGCCAAUAGACAUGCACAAGUGAUGUAUGGAGCAUUUCAUAAUGUGUAAUCAUGUUUAUUGUUUUUUUGCACUGUUUUAUUUUUAUUAAUAUAACACCAUUAUGUACAGCAAAAAUGUAACAAAGCUUAAACAAAAAACAAAAAAAAAACAAACAAAAACAUAAGUUAUAUAUUUAUAUAACGUGUUGGAAUAUUCCAAUGUUAAGCCAUAAUACUGGCUACAAAAACCGUUAAUAGAUGUUAUACGUAUGUCUCCAUUUUGGAGAGAUAAAAGUAAUUGUUUCGUAACUAUGCAUGUACAGUGUUCUAUAUAUAUUUUUUGUUUUGUAACUUUGUUUUGAAAAAAAUGUACAGAUUAUUGCAAUAUCUUCAAAAAGUAAAAUAUAUGACUUUUAUACCUUA